This is a messenger RNA of Malurus melanocephalus (red-backed fairy wren), 6210 nucleotides long. It is a transcript of the gene GRHL2, whose product is annotated as grainyhead like transcription factor 2. Gene Ontology annotation, cellular component: nucleus. NCBI's taxonomy places the organism in Eukaryota, Metazoa, Chordata, Aves, Passeriformes, Maluridae. Gene Ontology annotation, biological process: regulation of transcription by RNA polymerase II; neural tube development; brain development. The coding region runs from base 41 to 1900 and encodes 619 amino acids. The record is from RefSeq and is a predicted model, not a curated record. Gene Ontology annotation, molecular function: DNA-binding transcription activator activity, RNA polymerase II-specific; RNA polymerase II cis-regulatory region sequence-specific DNA binding. The transcript is spliced from 16 exons.
GAGGCACCGGGAAAAGGGGAGAGAGUUCAUUGGAUCAAACAUGUCACAAGAGACGGACAAUAACAAGCGACUUGUGGCCUUAGUGCCAAAUGACACUUCAUUCAACACCAGACGAGCCUACACCAGUGAAGAUGAAGCCUGGAAGUCGUAUUUGGAGAAUCCCCUAACAGCAGCUACCAAGGCUAUGAUGAGCAUAAAUGGUGAUGAGGACAGUGCUGCUGCUCUUGGCCUAUUGUAUGACUAUUAUAAAGUUCCCAGAGAUAAAAGGCUGUUAUCUGUUAACAAAGUGAGUGAUAAUCAAGAAGACCAAGAUAAAAGAAAUUGUCUUAAUACSACGGAAGCUCAGAGUAACUUAAGUGGGGGAGAGAACCGUGUGCAAGUCCUGAAGACAGUGCCAGUUAAUCUUUCCUUGAACCAAGAUCCUUUGGAAUCGUCCAAAAGGGAAUACAACACAAGUGUGUCUGGGACUUCAACACCUAUCACAGGGACAGGAGUGACUGUGGUUAAAGCAGAGGAAUUCACCCCUGUUUUUAUGACGCCACAAACACAUUACACAAGAGGAGAAAAYGAGGAGCACCGAGGAGUUAUCUUUGAACCAUAUGAAGUGUCCAACAUUGCUCCCCACACAAAUUAUCUCAAAGAUGAUCAGCGCAGUACUCCUGACAGUACCUACAGUGACACCUUCAAAGAUGGAGGAACAGAAAAGUAUCGGAGUGUGUCAGUGGGGGCUGAAGAAUAUAUUUAUGAACAAACAAGCAGCACUUUUCAGUAUACGCUAGAAGCAACCAAGUCUCUGCGUCAAAAGCAAGGGGAAGGACCCAUGACCUACUUGAACAAAGGACAGUUCUACGCCAUCACCCUGAGUGAGACGGGUGACAACAAAUGUUUCCGGCAUCCCAUCAGCAAAGUCAGGAGUGUGGUCAUGGUUGUUUUCAGUGAGGAUAAAAACAGAGAUGAACAGCUGAAAUAUUGGAAGUACUGGCAUUCCCGGCAGCACACAGCUAAACAGAGAGUCCUUGACAUUGCUGAUUAUAAGGAGAGUUUCAAUACCAUUGGGAAUAUUGAAGAAAUUGCAUUCAAUGCUGUGUCCUUUACUUGGGAUGUCAAUGAGGAGGCAAAGAUUUUCAUCACUGUGAAUUGCCUGAGUACAGACUUCUCCUCUCAAAAAGGAGUAAAAGGGCUUCCUUUGAUGAUUCAGAUCGAUACGUACAGCUACAACAACCGCAGCAAUAAACCUAUCCACCGAGCCUACUGCCAGAUCAAGGUUUUUUGUGACAAGGGAGCAGAAAGGAAAAUCCGAGAUGAAGAGAGAAAGCAGAACAGGAAGAAAGGCAAAGGCCAGGCAUCCCAAGCCUCAUGUAAUAACGCAGCUGAAGGCAAGCUGAGUGCACUCCCUCUGCAGAAAAAGAGUGAUAUCACCUUCUUCAAAACAAUGGCUGACCUGGAUUCCCAGCCAGUUCUCUUCAUACCGGAUGUUCAUUUUGGAAACCUCCAAAGAACUGGACAGGUUUACUAUAACACAGAUGACGAGAGAGAAGGCAGCAGUGUCCUGGUCAAAAGGAUGUUCCGGCCUGUGGAGGAAGAGUUUGGUCCCUCCCCUUUGAAACAAAUCAAAGAAGAAGGUCUGAAAAGAGUGCUUUUGUAUGUGAGGAAGGAGACAGAUGAGGUAUUUGAUGCUUUGAUGCUGAAAUCACCCACAGUAAAGGGGCUAAUGGAAGCWAUCUCUGAGAAAUAUGGGCUACCAGUUGAAAAGAUUGCAAAACUUUAUAAGAAAAGCAAAAAGGGCAUCCUGGUAAACAUGGAUGACAACAUUAUUGAGCACUACUCCAAUGAGGACACGUUCAUCCUGCACAUGGAGAGCAUGGUUGAAGGCUUCAAGAUCACACUGACAGAGAUCUAGCCUCAGGCAGAGCCUUUUUGUAAGGAACCACAGCAUUUCAUCCUUCUUGGAAAGCAGAAGAUUCCCCGUGAACUUGACAGACAUUGAUCAGAGAAACUGUUACAAGACUGCAUUGAAAAUUCUGUCCAUUCUGCACAUGUGUACCCACUGCAUAUAGACUUGGGUUUGUCUCUGCACAUGUGUACCCACUGCAUAUAGACUUGGGUUUGUCAAGCACAAGGCCACUCACAUUAACCUGGUCCCUUAUUUAUUGUUCCCCACUCUCCAAUGUACAAGCAGUUACCAGCCCCCCGAUUUGUAACCARAUGACCCACUGCAAAUGUGAAAUGCAGCAUUUUAAUCCAUACUUCAGUGUGGAUAAGCUCAUUCUAAAACAUAUUAAGUAACUSUGCUGGUCUAGUUUCAGAAAUCUGGUAUAAAUCACUUCACCAGUAGUUGUCUCCAUCAUUGCUAAAAAUCUGUUGCAGUGCUAAAGAUGGGGAAAGUGGCUGACAGUUCCCUUGCUCAGACUGAUCCAUAUCUCUCUAUACUGUAUAGUCUUGCCAAAUACCUCUGGUAGUUCUCAGCAUGUAGCAAUGAGGACUUGUAAGUAAAGCAUUCAGCUACAAAUGUCACUUGUAAGUAAAUGGUAAAGAAACCAUUUUAACUUUGUAUAUAAUGUUUAUAAUAUGCAAUAAUAUAUUUUAACUACUGUAUGUGGGCAUGUUUACUGCCACUAUGUUUUUGUAUGUAUUUGGUUUAGAGCUUAAUAGAAUCUUACCUAGAGGAUUAAAUUGCUGCAAUCUGUUAAGAAGUGUGUACUGAGAAGCUGAUAACGGAAUCAUAUGCUCCAUCCUUGCUCACAGUUAUAUACUGAAAUAUUAGAGCAGACUCUGCUACUGGGUCUUGGAUGUUCUGGCACAGUGGGGCCCACCUUAGGUGCCCAAGUCCAGCCGUAGGUACCUGAGUCUCCCACUCAGCUGUAACAAAAUCCGAGAGACACCAUGUGUCUGCUGCCUGGUUUGCCUAGAGGUACGGAAGGGAUUUCUUCCUGGUCUUCUUCCUUUGAUGAAGUGGAGGCUUCUAAAGUGGCCUUUYCCCAAGCCUGUGGGGAGAAAGGUUCUUUCCAAAGCAGCCUACACAAAGCAUUCCUCUAGACUGUAAGAAACAAUCUUUUCCUCCUAAGUAUACUUGCUCUUGUUUCUCCAUUGAAUGAUUCUAUUGUGAUUCCUAAGACACUUGGGUGAUUUACAAACCUGGGCUUGAUGUAAAUAUUUUAUCAAAACUGGAAUAAUUUUUCCAAUGGAGAUUGAGUAUUCCACGACUUAGGCGUGGAGAUAGGUCUCUAUCUCAAGGGCUGCAUCUGAACCCAAGUUGAACUACAUGGUUAUUCCUUCAAAUUCCACCUGUCUUAUGAAUUCUGUGAAGAGACAAAGUUGUGAAGGCUAAAAUCAUACCAGGAAGGRGGUUUAAGGCCUGAAUGUCCCUAUGACACCUAAACUCAGCACCUGUCUCUCUCCCCUCCAGCUCCUCCGGCCAUUGUAAAGAGCUCCUCACUCAGCAAACAAUUCCAUGAGUUUCAGCUGCAUUUUAUUCUCUAUGCACUGGCAUAUAAGAGGCUCCUUUAGUCACACAGUCUUCAUGAUUAGGUGGCUAAUGGCAAAAAGAAACAGUUUAGGGCCUAGUUUAACAGGGCUCCCUGUAGUGUUUUGUGCUGUGUGGAGCUAUUUACAUUCAAGCAAAGUAGCUGGGCUAACUGACCAGUCUGAUUUGGCCAUGUCUGCAUGAAUUGUCCUGCAAGCUCUUGCACACUUUCUUAACUUCAUUAGCAGUAACAUCCUAUUAAAAUCUCUACUUCUAACAGAAAUGUUAGGUACAUGUUAAGGUUUCUAUGGGACCAGAAACUAUAAAUGUUCAGGCUGGUAGCAUCAGGGCUAACAUACACAGAGUCCACAUAUGCCUGUAAAGUGAAGUGUGUAUUCUGUCCUUCUCCUGCACUUUUUGUUUGUCAUGCACUCUUUCCUCUGCUCUGAUGCAGAGUUCUGUAGUAAUUUCCUUAACUUUAUAUAAAAAUGCACUCCAGGAAAGAUACCCUUGCUACCCUGCUCAAAAGCAGACAUUCUGGGAAUACAAGAGAUUUGUGAUGAUUUUUAGUUUGUUUCUACUUGGCUCAGACUGAGAUAAAACGUUAUGACUUAUUCCAGAUACUUUUUCCUAAAGGAAAAAGGAGGACAGUUUGGACAGGUAGCAUUAGGAACUGGGACCAGCACACAGGAUGGUGAGCAAUACUGUUAGUUCUUGUAUUUCCCUGUUGRUAUUUGGAAUCCUCAGAAUAACAGCUGGGGUCUUGCAGUCGGUCAAGAUGUCUGGGCAGAAGCUGCAGGUGAAACAUAGGAGUAAAUGUAUACAGGAGUUGAGCCCUGGUUCUGUCCCCAGCAAAGCUGCUGUCCAAGGGAAUGCCUGUGGUGCCUGGGACUGGCCUGGGYUGGAAUGKGCUGUUAUAAGAAAGRACAGUGAGAAUUUAGGGAUCACAGRGAAGGACGGACUGUCCUGGCAGCACCAGCACUCAGGRUAAGGGAACAUUUUUGUCUUACACUUGAUGGGACAUGAGUUGGCAUCUGUUGGGUGCUGCAGCAUCCUGUGAUGAGGAGCAGUGUAGGAUCAGUGAGAAAAGCAAUGCUCAGGAAUACUGGGGCUUAAGGAGCUCUCUUUCCAUUGUCAUUUUAAGAGCUUGCAGUCAGUUGUUGUCCAGAGAAGGAAGAUUGCUUCCAAGAUUAACUGAAAGCUAUUCUAAAUACAUCUUAAAGUGUGUGAAUUCCUGAUAGUAGAAAGCUCAUACUCCUGCCUUCAGUUCCUUCUUACAGUCUGAAUGAAAUUAUCAGGAAGACAACUAGAUUGGUGGUAAGAUUAUUUUAAAACAACUAGAGCUGGGUAGGAUGGUUGCCCUUAAUUUAUCUGCCAGGGUCUGAGGGCUUUGUUUCUCUGCUCCAGAUGCAGGUGCAUCACAAGCACUGUGACAUUAGAAAGUGUAUCCACACUGCAAGCUUUCAGUUUUAGUUAUAGCAUCAGCUGCUGGAGGAGCACUGGGCCUUGGAUGCUGGUUGUGGCAAGAUACAAGCUCUCAGGGUUCACCUUGUUGGUCAGAAUCAGCCCAUCAGAGUGGUGGGAAAGGGACACUGAGUAAUGCAAACUGCUCAAGCAGUGGCUGCCUUGUGCCCUGCUUGACUCAAAUGCCCUGAGGAGYACAGAGUGCUUUCAUGUAUAUUGUUUAAAAUAUAAAUGUUGCUUUGAUAAAAUAUAUUGAUUGAUGCUGGAUCUUCCAAAUAUUGUGAGUUAAAUGGAAGUAGAUUUGACUACUGUUCAGCAGGGCACAGGAAUACCUGCCUUGCCUCCUUUUAUCUCUUUGUGGCACUGCUGUGGCUGUUUAUUUUAAAGGAACAAAAUUCUCAUUUCCUUUUCUUCUUCAAGACAGCAGUCUUGAAUCUUAACUAGURCAGCCUGAAGUGUGGCUUGCUGCUGAGUGCGCUUUCCCUGUGGAGAGUUAUAGCAGUGCAGUGUCUGUAGAUGUUGUGUUUUAAAAUACUCUGAUAAAGAUAUACGAAAGGAGAACAGUCUUCUAAGUUUGGUUCCUGCAGCAGAUUUGGCACGUUGUCCGUCCAGUUGAUGUUUUAUUAUGAAACCCCAUUAAAAUCCUCAAAUUUUAGUUCUUUCUUACAGUCAGGUGUUGAUAUCCCUAAAAUAAAGUGUAUCCUCUGAGUGAAGCUAUGUGGAUGAACGGUGAUAUCCCCAUGAAGACAUUUUGGAGGAUUUCUGCCACUGAGUGUAAACUACAAAAAAAAUGUUUUCUUCAUGUGUGUCCUCUCYCACAAAGUUUUUGGUCAAUGGAAUUCAGAGGUCGAAUGUCUUCCUUAUAUAUUUUUCUCUUUCAUUCUCUCARUUGUUUAAAUGUAAAUUAAUUCAAACAAUUAGUGAAAUCUAAACUCUCUACCUGUUGGAGAUGCUGUAUAUUGAUUGAAAUGGAACUGGAAAGGAGUAUCUCAUGACUUAUAAAAUGUAAAGCUUAUUAAAUGUUUAUAUGCUCUUCCAUUUCCUAUUAACUGAGACAAGAUACAAACAAGAAUGUUUGUGCCAAAGAUCGUGACAAGCCGUCUUUCUGGCAAACAAGGAAACUUUAUGUAUAAAUAGUGUGCUUUUAUAUUAAGAAUAUAGCUCAUGUAACUUAAUAGUAUUGCAACUGGGAGAGGGGUUUGGUAAGCUGUAAAUACAGUUAUUUUAUUUUUUGUACAUUUUUAAGAAGGAAAAAAAUAAAUAUUCCUAUGUAUGAGAUACUA